AAUACGUAUAAUGACGUUGUGUAGCACGUGAUGCACGGUACUCGUGGUGGAGGUGUUGGUGUUGGUGGUGGUGGUAUGGGUGUUGUGACCACUCCUAAUAGUAAUGGCGGUCGAACGAUACCAACAUCAGUGACAUCAUCAUCGCUAUCUUCAAAAUCACAAUCAUCAGUAACACAAUCACCAUUAAGUACAACAACAAUUAGCGCAAAUGAAUUAAUCAAACGUGAAUUUUAUGCAACUUAUGACGUAAUGACUGGUAUACGAAUUGCAGCGACAUUGGGAGGCUUCUUUGGCUUAGUUGUAAUAUUAGUUGUAUAUAAAUCAAAAUCAAAAACUGAGAAAGCGCUCAAUGAUCCAUAUCUGGCAGCUGUGGCAGCUGAAGCCGUUGCAGAAGCUGAAGCUGAUUUACAAGAGGAAGAGAUGGCGUUACAAGCAGCAUUAGAAGCUACUGCAGCAUGGUCGUGUAAUCCACGUGCAUCACGUACCGCACGCCAAAGUUUAGGUAAUAUGAGUGCACCAACAAUGUGGGCACAUAGUCCACGAUUCUCAUCAGUCGGAGGUGGCUAUGCAAAUUUACUAACACCACCAACUCGUGCACAAACAUACGGACCUAAAAGUUUACCAGGCUCAGCUUUACGAUUUCAUACACAACCAUCGUGUAAGGAACUAGAUGAUGAUGAUGACGAUGACGACGAUGCUGACCAUGAUCGAGGAGGUGGUGCGGAUGAUGAUGCGUUUGAUGAAUUCGACGAUGAUUUUCAGUUUUUAAAUGUAAAUAAACGUAAUUACCGUAGAUGUAGCAACAUAACAUGUUCUAGUUCUGAUAGUAGUUAUCUAGAAAGGCGUGGCAGUGCUGUUGUUGGUUUGCCUCCACCCCCGGCAUUACCAACGAGUAGACGACGAAGUUCUGCUGAAAAAUGUUGGGAUUUUUAUUAUCCAAUUGACAUUCAAGUAAUUCAACCAACACCUGAUAUGUCACCAAGUAGUAGUGAACGAUGUGUAUUAUAUGAUACUGUCCCGGGUGGUGGAGCUAUGACCGAUGUAAAUCGAUUACAAGCUGCAAAUUUAACUGUGACAGGAUCAUCAUCAUCUGGUUUAGUGGUUCCUUCACGUUUAGCGCCUUUGGCUACAAUUAGUAGUUGUGCUAGUUCAGUGUUAGGUACAGAAUUAGAUCAACGAUCCGAACUUGGAUCGGAUUCUGUAUUUAUGGACGAUGAUAAUUAUUGCUAUGAUACAGAUGAUGAAGUUACACAAUUUAGUACUGAUAGUAGCGAAGAGAAUUUAAUAACAACAGAUUUACAAUUGCAAGAAUAUAGUGGUCGACAAUUACAACCAUCGUUAAAACGACAACAUUCUUGGAAACGGCGUGCAUCAGCUCCAUUACAACGACGAAAAAGUAUUACACAGCAACAACAGCAACGUUUAAUGAAAAAUGCAGAAUCAAUAAAUUUAUUAAAUAAUGGUAGAUCUGAUUCAUUAAAAUUAAUAUCAAAAUCAUCAGAAAAUAUUCAAUUACGAUUAUCAUCAACGCGACGUUUAAAUACAAACUCUGGAAAUUUAUUAAAUCGUAUUGCUGAAACAAGUUUAUUAAAUAAUCGUGUCGCCGUUGCCACAGUUAGUAACAACGAUUUUAAGCCUAAUACAUCUAUUACAACACCUGUCAAAAUAGCUCAAAGACCACCUUAUCCUUUACCCUCCCAAUGUACAAUUGAUGCAUCAUCCACAAAUGUAAGUGAUACAUCAACAUUAGUUGCAACUACUUCACAUUUAAGUGAUGAUAAUACAACACAAUCGUGUAGUUUAAAUAUGCCGCCAACACUUUAUAUGGUGAGUAGUCCAUCGACUACGUCAUCGCAACAAAAGAUGAAUAAAAAUAAAAAAUCUAGUUCAUUAGUAAAUAUUGAAUUAGGUGCAUCACAAGAGACUUUAUUCUAAAUUUUUCUGUUUUGUGAUUGAAGAAGAAGCAGCUCUGUUACGCCAGCGACGCAAAGUACGGAAAUCACAUUUAAAAAAUACUAGAAUUAUGUACUUUUUAGGUGCUAAUUAGGAACCAUAGUCAGAAAUUAGGUGUUCUGUAACUUACACCGCAAAUCAAUACUCGAAAAUUGCGU
Messenger RNA from Chrysoperla carnea, 2111 nucleotides. RefSeq lists its product as uncharacterized. Bases 31 to 1935 code for a protein of 634 amino acids. NCBI's taxonomy places the organism in Eukaryota, Metazoa, Arthropoda, Insecta, Neuroptera, Chrysopidae. The record is from RefSeq and is a predicted model, not a curated record. The transcript has a single exon.